This is a messenger RNA of Ctenopharyngodon idella (grass carp), 1665 nucleotides long. It is a transcript of the gene gghl, whose product is annotated as gamma-glutamyl hydrolase. Bases 33 to 1070 code for a protein of 345 amino acids. Gene Ontology annotation, biological process: tetrahydrofolylpolyglutamate metabolic process. Gene Ontology annotation, molecular function: gamma-glutamyl-peptidase activity. Lineage: Eukaryota; Metazoa; Chordata; Actinopteri; Cypriniformes; Xenocyprididae. The transcript is spliced from 9 exons. Gene Ontology annotation, cellular component: vacuole. The record is from RefSeq and is a predicted model, not a curated record.
GACUUCUCGCAAACUUUCAGUUCGCACACUAUAUGGAGCAGAUUACACAACUGAAUAAGCACACACUGUCAGCUGUCUUCAUGUCGCCACCGGGUCCGUGUGCAGUGAAUGUGAGAAUGGGCUUCAGUGCGCUCGUGUGCGCGUGUGUUCUCGCGUUCUGCAGCGCUGCUCCGGUAAAACGCCUGCAGAGGAACGAGCCUGAGAACAACAGACCGAUCAUCGGUAUUCUGACGCAAGAGGUUGACAAUGAGGCUAUGAAAAUAUUUGGAAAGACCUACAUCCCUUCAUCAUAUGUAAAGUACAUCGAAUCCGGGGGAGCUAGAGUUGUGCCAAUUAGGUUGAACCAGAGUUCUGCAGAACAUGAAAAAAUCUUCAACUCAAUAAAUGGUCUUAUUCUCAUCGGAGGCUCUGUGAACCUGGAGACAUCUGACUUUGCUCACACAGCUGGGAUUUACUUCAGACUUGCUCUUAAGGCACAUGAUGAGGGCGAGUACUUUCCCAUCUGGGGAACAUGCCUGGGAUUUCAGCUGCUCACUGUGCUGGUGGCCGGAGAAAACCUGUUGAGUAAGACUACAGCAGAGAAUGUCACUUAUCCACUCAACUUCAGCUCAGAAGCUCAAUCCAGUCGUAUGUUUGCCAAUGUUCCACCUGACCUCCGUAAAGCAUUGUCCCAGGAACCACUCACUGCAAACUUCCACCACUACGGAGUGACUAAAGAGGCAUUCAUGGGUAAUGAGAAACUGAAAAGCUUCUUUUCAGUGCUGUCCACAAACAUAGCAGAAAACGGCCUUGAGUUUGUUUCCACCAUGGAAGGCAGGAAAUACCCUUUCUAUGGGGUUCAGUGGCAUCCGGAGGUGAACCGCUUUCAGUGGGACCCUCGUUACAACUUUCCUCAUUCCAGCAACGCUGUGCGCAUCUCAUCCGUACUGGCUGAAUUCUUUGUAAAUGAGGGAAGGAGAAGCUCCCAUCACUUCAGUGAAGCAGCAGAAGAGAGCCGCGCGCUUAUAUACAACUACAACCCUGUUUAUGUGGCAAAUAUCUCUGCGUAUGAACAGUCUUAUUUCUUCUGAGAGACACAUAAUAUUGAAGGAUGCUCAGGAAGGAAACCCUUCUCAGAAAUGUUCAGAUUGACAAAUGUACUGUAAUUAUCACGCUCAGACCUCAUAUUUAAGAAUAUAAUGUUUUUAACAGAGAGACAAAUGAAAUCAUCAGUGUUUUCUUGAAUUAUUUUGUGAUUUUUCUUUUAAUUAAUGUUAUUACAUAUUCAGUUUUUUAAACUAAAAAAAAUACACAUGACUAAAUUUAAAAGAGCCAGGAGGCCUUUCUGUGUGGAGUUUGCAUUAAACAUCAAAGGGACUUUAUGCUUUAUUUGCCAGAAGAGGGCAGUAUUGUCUCACAUGGCAUGUUUAUUCACAAUUUGAUUGUUUUUUUCCCAUUGCAUUGUUUUACAAAAUAACCCAAAGAAUUUGUUUUACAAUAAGGAUAAAUAUACUGUAGUACAUUAUUUAAACUGGAUUUUAAAAAAGUUUAUAUUUUUGUAACUGUAAUAUACAUAUAUAUAUUAUAUAUUACAUAAAAGAGAAAAUUAAUUGUAUGUAUUAUUUAAAUGUAUUAUUAAAUGUGUUAUUCCUGCAUAGAAAAAUUAAACUUGUGCCAAUCAAUCAA